Messenger RNA from Salvia hispanica, 686 nucleotides. RefSeq names its product profilin-3-like. Gene Ontology annotation, cellular component: cell cortex. Gene Ontology annotation, molecular function: actin monomer binding. The record is from RefSeq and is a predicted model, not a curated record. Lineage: Eukaryota; Viridiplantae; Streptophyta; Magnoliopsida; Lamiales; Lamiaceae.
CAUCAUCAUAUUUCGAUCGAGCAGUGAUUUGAAAUACUAACGAGAUAAACAUUUGCAGAGCAAUAUGUCGUGGCAAACUUACGUGGAUGAGCACUUGAUGUGCGACAUCGAAGGACAGGCAGGGCUGAAACUGGCCGCGGCCGCUAUCCUCGGCCACGAUGGCGCUGUCUGGGCUCAGAGCGCCACCUUCCCUCAGAUGAAGCCAGAUGAGAUAAAAGGAAUAUUGAACGAUUUCGAGGAACCCGGGACUCUGGCCCCCACUGGCUUGUUCUUUGGUGGGGCUAAGUAUAUGGUCAUUCAAGGCGAGCCCGGCGCGGUCAUUCGUGGAAAGAAGGGAUCUGGAGGCAUAACUAUCAAGAAGUCUGGGCAAGCAUUGGUGUUCGGAGUGUACGAGGAGCCGGUGACUCCGGGGCAAUGCAACAUGGUUGUUGAGAGGCUGGCUGAUUACCUAAUCGACCAGGGCAUGUAGACCUUUAUAAAUCUACUUAGCCCCCAUUUUCAUUUCUUGUUUCUUACUUAGUUUCUCAUAAAGGCCUACAUUUUUCAUUUCCAAUAUCAACUCCUUCAUUUCCAGGCCAUCGACUUUUAUUAAUUUUUUCUUUUUUGUUUCUCAUACAAGUUGGUAUGUUGAGUUGUUGCCUAAAUUUCAGGCAAAUUUUAAUAUAAUUAUUUUCCAUCUUUUUUUU